Messenger RNA from Juglans regia (Persian walnut), 627 nucleotides. RefSeq lists its product as uncharacterized. NCBI's taxonomy places the organism in Eukaryota, Viridiplantae, Streptophyta, Magnoliopsida, Fagales, Juglandaceae. The record is from RefSeq and is a predicted model, not a curated record. The coding region runs from base 1 to 627 and encodes 208 amino acids. The transcript has 2 exons.
AUGUCCCCAUUUGAGGCUUUGUACGAAUAUCCCCCUCCAAAACUAACUACCUACAUGCCAAGGACAACCACCAUCGAUGCAAUGGACCAACAACUCAGAACCAGGGAACUGAUCAUUACACUACUCAAGGCUAAUCUAGAGUUUGCACAGCAAAGGAUGAAACUUUAUGCAGAUAAAAAGAGGAUGAAACCAUCGAUGCAGUGGGUUUACCUUCGUUUACAGCCCUAUAGGCAGAAAUCUGUUCUAGUCUGCCACAACUUGAAGUUGUCACCGAGGUUCUAUGGGCCCUCUAGGGUGGUCCAACGCUUGGGUAAGGUGGCUUAUCGCCUUGAUUUACAAGCCGACGCCCGUAUUCAUCCAGUGUUCCAUGUUUCAUAUCUCAAGAGGAAACUUGGAACCCAGAUCAGUGCACUACCGUCUUUGCCACCGGUCAACACCCAGGGAGAAAUACAGCCUGAACCCAAAGUCAUCUUGGACCGCCAUGUGAUGAAGUUGGGCCACCGAGCCAUCACGGAGUUGUUAGCUGUCUACGUGUCACUCUUGUAUUGGGGUGAGUUAUUAUUCUGCAUUGGCAUAAGGGACGGAUGGAAAGAAGGGAGAAUGAUUGUGGAACCUUGUGUAAAUUAA